This is a messenger RNA of Sycon ciliatum, 5677 nucleotides long. RefSeq names its product SR-related and CTD-associated factor 4-like. Gene Ontology annotation, molecular function: RNA binding. The coding region runs from base 169 to 4620 and encodes 1483 amino acids. NCBI's taxonomy places the organism in Eukaryota, Metazoa, Porifera, Calcarea, Leucosolenida, Sycettidae. The record is from RefSeq and is a predicted model, not a curated record. The transcript has 12 exons. Gene Ontology annotation, cellular component: nucleus.
AAUUUUUGUCAGGGAUGAUCUUUUGGUUUUGCAGUAUGGCCGGCAAGUUUUCAGUUUGUUUGAAGAAAUACCUUGCAUGCGAUACUCCCUGAAUGUAGAAGACACCCAUGUGCUACUUGAGGCUAAUAUCACUGUGGACGCUGUGAGAUAACAUUUCGGGCUGCAAUCAUGGAUCCUUUCGUCCAGGCUUUCAACGAUGAGCUGGGGUCCAUCACGGAUACAAAGCCUCCGGUAUCUCGUGCUAAAAUGACGGCUAUCACCAAGGCAGCUCUCAAAGCCAUAAAGCACUACAAGCAUGUUGUGAUGUGCGUGGAAAAGUUUAUAGCUAAGUGUCGUCCUGAAUAUAAACUACAAGGGCUGUAUGUUAUUGAUGCUAUCCUGCGACAAUCUCGUCACCAGUUCGGUGGCGAUAAGGAGGUGUUUGGGCCGAGAUUUGCCCGUAACCUUUCCAGCACGGUACAACAUGUAUGGAAAUGCCCUCCCGAACAGCAGCCUAAAAUUGAACGAGUAUUACAUUUGUGGCAGCGCAAUUCCAUUUAUGAUCAAGUCACUCUUGAGCCAUUGUUUUCAAUUAUUGGAAAACCUGCUGCAUUCAGUGAUAACAACCAGCAGGCCCAGCCAGCGCCAUCAAGUAGUAGCACGGAUGCGGAAGCUCUACGGGCUAUGCAGGCCAAGCAGGAGGAGCAGUUGAAACAGCUGCAAGCUCUGCAAGAGCAGAUUGCUGCACAGCAACACCAGCAGCAACAGCAUCAGCAGCAAAGUGGCUCCAUGACUGUCACGGACAUGCAGGGUGUGGAACACCCCCCGGCGGCGGCACCUCAGCAGCAGCAACCCCCUACCACCACUCUCUCGUCCUUUGGCCAGCCAUCAUCCAGUAGUGCUGCUUCCGGUCCUCAUUUGUAUGAGCCUCGACAUGGUGAUGACCCAUUCACGUUUCAAACGCAGGGUGCACGUGGCCAUGGACCCCGUUCUGCUGCUGCCACCACUGCUAGUAAUAGUGAUGUGCAUGGUAAUCAUCAUCAUCCGCGGCAGCAGCAGCAGCAGCCGCAGGAACGCGUUCGUGACGACUACCCAUCCUGGCAGCAGCGGAGCUCUUCGUCACGCUGGUCUCCGCCACCUUCAGACCAACCAUCAUGGCAGCCGCGUGAGCAGCAGCAGGAGCCUCAGCAACAGUCCACCAACAGUUUAACUCCAGCACUCAACCCGAGUGACUUGUUACGUGCAGCUACGAGUGCACCAGGCGCAUUGUCUCGCGAGUCUAGAGACAUGCAAGCUACUUCUGCAAACAGCUCUGCACCAGGCGUACAUCACCAGCACUCUCAUCGAGGCAGUGGAAGUCUGUUUGAUGAUUUCGACUAUGGCGAUGAUGAGGAUGAGGAUGCACGUCUUGCUGAGCAACAGCGCCGCAUGGAGGCUGACCAACACCGACUGCAGUCGAAUACGAGCGAUGACAAAGAGACUGAUGCCGAGGCCGCAAGCAGGUGGCCAACAGUGGAGGAGCAACGUUCAAGUUGGCAGGCCUUUGUGGCGGGCGGCGACACACGGGGUAGGGAUAGUGACAGAUCCUGGAAUAAAGCACCUCCUCCUGACAGACAGGGUUCGGGACUAAGGCCUAUCACUUCUGGCAUGUCCUCAACCGCUCAACGGCAACUACAGCCACAGCAGAACCGUGCUCCGCCAGCCGUGGCAUCCAAAGCACAGAUGGAGAUUGAUGCUCUGUGGGAGAAGGACCCAGCCAGUGAGCAAAGGGAGCGAGAGCGUGCUGCCCAGCGGUCUACCAGCAUAAAUAACAACCGGACGUCGAGCACGACUGCGACAUCAUCUUCAGCAUCCUUGAGCACCACCACCAGCACGUUAUCUAGAUCCAGCAGGUGGUCAAACACCUCUCCCGAGCGCCACUGGUCUGAUAGUCCCUCCAAACCUAGAGCAUCACAGCUGGCUGACAACAUUGAACGGGAGCAAGAGGAGCAGUUGAUGAGACAACAGAAAGGCUUCCCAUCACCUCGACCCAACAUGGUGACAGUGUGUAGCCGCACACUGUUUGUUGGACGCCUUGCCAAGUCUGUGACUGAAGCCACACUGAAUGAGGAGUUUAGCCGGUUUGGGCCUGUGGAGAGUGUUGAGAUGAUAUUUGCUCGAGGAUGUGCUUUUGUGUGCCUUGCUACCCGUUCCGUUGCCGUGGAAGCUCUUGCAAAUUGCCAUCGCCUCGUUAUCCACCGGCAAUCUGUGAAAGUAAGCUGGGCUACCGGCAAGGGCAUCAAAGGCAAUGAGGUGAAGUCUUUCUGGAAUGUCCAGCUUGGAGCUUCCUACAUACCCUGGGAGAAGGUCAAUGAUGACUCGGUCAGUCUCUUCAGCUUGUCAGAUGGCUGCGUCAUUGAUCCAACCACCCUUCCACCGGGAAAGUUUAUCAGUGACUUACCACAGGCGCCGGUGGCCGUUGACAGUGAUGAUGCAGGCACACAGUCUGAUGCUCAGCCGUCUAAUUCCAUCCUAACAUCAUUGGCACCACAUCCUCAAGCUACCUCGAGCUCAGGUCUGAUGCCUAUGGCCCCGCCACCCUUCUCAAUGGCCCAAGCCGCUGCAGCCGCAGUGGCAGGAGGCUUUCUACCUGGAGCAUCGGGCAAACCGACUUUGCCAGCAGUCAACGCAUCAACCGCAUCAACAGCAUUGCCAUCUGUGCCAGCUUCGGUGACAUCUCAUGCAACUACCACAGCAGCACCUCCGCAUCCUGCACCAGGAUUACCAACACCGGCUAAUGUAGCCGGAGCACCUCGACUGCCUCCUCAACUUACACCCGGUGGGCCUCUGCCAUUGCCUCCAAAUUUCCCUGUACCUCCAGGUGGCUUGCCACACCUUUCAGGCCUGCCACCACCACCAUUCCCAGGUGGCAUUCGCCCACCUCCGCCGAUACCUGGUACUGGACAAGCAGCACCUCCUCGAGGUCCCGGUGGAUUGCCACUGCCCCUAGGUGUGAAUGGCCCACCCGGAAUACGACCCCCAGGCCUGCCACCGCGUCCUGGCAUGCCACCUGUUCCGGGUAUGCCACCCAGACCGGGUAUGCCACUGGGACCAGGUAUGCCACCGGGACCAGGCUUACCACACCCGCCUGGUCUACCUCCACCACCUGGCCUGCCACUUCCACCUGGUCUGCCGCCGCAUAUCCGUCCAGGUAUGCCACCGGGUCUCCCACCUCCAUUCCCGAACCGCCUUCCACCGCCCCUUCUGGCUUCACCGGAUCAACGGGGCAACAUUGGGCCGGGGUCAGAUCAGCAUGCAGGACCUCGUCCACGGCCUCUCUUGCCAGGGUUGCCUUCAUCACCACACGCAGGUGGCCCCGGACCCAGCAGAUUUCCGCGACCUGGCUUACCCCCACACGCUGACCAUCAUCCAGACCAGCAUGCGUCCGCAACAGGUAGUGAUCGUCCAGGAGCAGCAGGUGAAGGUGAACAUCGUGCAGACAGGCCUGGACGUCAUGAUAGCGAAGACUUUGACAUACCUCCAGAGCUAAGGCCGCGCCCUGGUGUGCCCUUGCCUCCCGGUUUGGCUCAGCACUUGUCAAAGAUAGCUGGUGCUGGCGAAGGCUUCCCUGGUGCAUUUGGAGACCGAGUGCCGCCGGCGAUCCGACCUGAGUUAUCUGGAUUUGAACAGAGCUCUGAGCGUCAUCCUGGUGCCGCUCCUGGAGAUGAUCGCAGCAACAACAACAACAGUGGCCGUAGUAGAUCUGCUUGGGGCGACGCUGCAUCACCAGGCCACCGAGACCAUGGGCCCGGACGAAGUAGAGGUCGAGAUUUUGACAACAGUGACGAUGCUAGUGAGGGACCCGGUUUCCGUGGUGGACGUUCUGCCAACCGAUUCAAUAGUAGUGGCAGAGGAGAUGAUUCUUCUGGCAGGUACGGUGCAAGUGAUUCCCGUGACUCUAGGUAUGCCGAUGGUGACUCUAGAGACAACGGUGGUGGUAGGCAUUCUGAUCGGGGUGGUGACCGAAGUGAGCGCGGUGCACGCGCUGAUCGCGCUGAACAUGACGACCGUGACAAGUAUGAGCGUGGUUCUCGGCGACGGGAUGACUAUGAACGUGGUGAUCGCAGUGGAGGUGACCGCGGUGGAUCUGAUCACAGGGGUCGCAAUCGUAGCCGUGAGCGAGACAGAGACCGAAACCGGGAUCGUAGCCGUGAUCGAAGUCCUCGUGACCGACCUGCCAAGGACUCCCGCACUAGUGGUCGCGGCGAGCGUGGCGGCAGUCCUAGCCGACGGGAUGGUUCACCAGCCGGUGCCGAGCGUCGACGUGACCGUAGCUACAGUCGUGAGCGCAGUCCGGACACCACCUCAUCACGACGACGCAGAUCACCGGAGCAGCAGCGCAGCAGUCGCAGUCGGCGCGGUGGUGGCGAUGGUGACGAUGACCGCCGCAGCAGCAGACGCCACCACCGCCGAUCUGCCUCGCCACGCGACCACGAUCGCAAGUCUGAUUCUAAACAUCGCCAUAGUCGAUCCUCAAGUACCCACCACCACAAUGCAAAGAGUGAACGAGAUGAAGCAGUAAAGGGUGAAGAUGGUUCUGGCCCUGUGCCAGAGGAACCGGCCACCUCGGAAAAUUCCAAGACUGCGAAGUCGGAGGACUAGUCCUAGUACUGCAGAGAAAGUGGUGUGCUCGUGUCAGCGAAUGUCAUACAGCGUGUGUAUUGUAGUGUGCCCAUGGCUGAGCUCCUGGCCAUUCAAAGGUGGUCCAACUUUUUUAUAUAAUGCCUGCGCGGGUCGAUGUUCACCCCUGACAUGGUUUCGUCAGCAUCUUUGAUAAUGUGCACUCUCGUAUGGCACAAGGCGUGGAAGUGGUCCUAUCCAACCAAUGCGCCGGUAUUUUCAAUUAGUUUACUGGUUGGUGCGGUGAUUUUUUUACCUCGCGCUACCCUUUGCUGUGUGCGGUGGUAGGUUCCAACACCACAUCCAAUUAGCUGUAGAUAUACAGGAUGUACUGCGUAUGUAAUAUUGAGGAAGAACUGCUAUCGGUAUGUGACUGUGCACGUUGCACGUGUGUGUGCGUAAUCGCCGCAUCGGGUUUGUUGACGUCCUCGCACUUUAUGAAGUGCUUUCUUCUCACAGUGCGUGUGCAGCUGCUGCUGUGCUGUACAUGCAGCCAUCUGGAAUUUUCUACAUUUAGCCUCGUUAGUAAAAUUAGCUCACUGCCAGGUGCGUUAUGGCUGUGCCGUGAAUCUCACCGGUUUGGCUGUCUUGUACUGUUUUACAAUGUACCCGCAUGCCACGUACGUCCGGGUGUGUUUGCUCAGAUAAACAUCCAGACAUUUCUUUUCUUUUUCAUGUGACUCUUCUCCUUUUAUACAAUCAUAUUGUUUUGUUGCUGGGCUGGGUCCUGGGCCUGGCUUCAGUGGUGGUUCUGCACGUUGCUAGUCACUGAAUGUGAUACUUUCUCUCUCUGUGUCACAGGACACGCCGGAGUGCGCAUUCUUCUGUUGUCAUUUCUAGGCUUGUUUUAGUUUGUUUCUGUGUGGCGUCUUGUUUGUCGUCGUUCUGGUCCUGACGCUGCUGGUCAUAUCCAUUUCUUUGUGUUGUUACUUUUUACUUUUUGUAGUGUUCUGUUCGCAAGACUGGCAUGCCAGUCGGGUCUGUACUUUCUUUGUCUGUUCCUCUGUACUCCUUCGAAAUAUUAAUUGCUGGCCGUUUG